Spirodela intermedia is the source of this 447-nucleotide messenger RNA. Lineage: Eukaryota; Viridiplantae; Streptophyta; Magnoliopsida; Alismatales; Araceae. The record is from the annotation of a GenBank genome assembly.
AUGAACCAGAGAGUGCGGAGCCCCAAGAGGUCCUUGGCGGCGGGGACGUCGCCGUCGAAGGUGGAAGAGAGGUUCCACAAGUUCCUCCGCCCUGGGGCCCUCGCCAGGCUACGGGACGCUCGGAUCAGCACCUCCUCCCGGUCGCCGAGAUCUGCCACCCUCCUCCUCCUCGCCGCCAGGAACCACCGCCUCUCUCCGCCAUCGCCGCCGUCCCCAGGGGACGGGGGCGGCGCCGCCGUGGGGCCGCAGAUAUCGGCGGCGGUCGUCGAUGGCUCCCCCUUCUUCGCGGGUUGCAGGACUCGCGGGCCGCGCUGCCCUCAGAGGAAAAAGCUGCUCGCAGCGAGGGCUAUGUUCUUGAUCCCCGGGAGCCCCGUCGGUCCGGACGCGCCGCUCGAUGACCUCCCUCACCUGGACCAUUUGACCUCCGAUCUCCUCCUUGCGCACUGA